CGGUGGCGACCUCCUCUUCAUUUCCGCUGCGGGCAGACACGUACUUGCAAAACGCAUGAGUUUUGCGCUUUCCAACUAAAAAUCGAGUUUGUUUUCGUGUACCUCCUGCUGGAACGCUGCUAAAAAUGGCCGGCACCCUAUACACUUAUCCAGGAAAUUUUCGUGCCUACAAGGUGCUCAUUGCUGCUCAGUUCUCCGGUGCGAAGGUGAACCUGGCAUCGGAUUUCGUCUUUGGAGAGACCAACAAAAGUGAGGCGUUUCUGAAGAAGUUUCCCCUUGGAAAGGUUCCGGCUUUCGAGACUGCCGAUGGUAAAUGUUUGACGGAAAGUAAUGCCAUCGCUUACCAUGUCUCGAACGAGCAGCUACGUGGCAAGACUGAUUUUGAGAAGGCAGAAGUGUUGUCGUUUUUGUCCUUUGCCGACUCGGAACUGUUGCCGGCGGUUCACGCCUGGGUUUUCCCAAUUCUGGGCAUUGUCCAGUACCAGAAGAACACCGUCGAACGGGCCAAGCAGGAUGUUAAGGCAGCCCUGGAGGCACUGAAUGCACGCCUACUGCGCCAGACUUUCCUGGUAGGCGAACGACUGACUUUGGCCGAUGUGGUUGUAUUUGCUACGCUCCUGAGCGCCUACGAGAACGCGUUCGAUCCCUCGUUCCGUGCUCCGUUCGGCAGUGUUACCCGUUGGUUCACCACGGUUCUGAACCAACCGCAAGUGAAGGCCGUCGUGCAAAAUUUCUCUCUGUGUGCCAAGGUGGCCGAAAUCGACCCGAAGAAGUUUGCCGAAUUCCAAGCCAAGACCGGCGGUGCUGCUGCUCAAUCGCAGAAAAAGGAAAAGGAGAAGAAGCCCCAGCCAGCACCAGCUAAGAAGGAGCCUAAGGCGCCGGAACCAGCGGAAGAAUUGGAUGCCUGCGAGCAGGCCUUGGCUGAAGAGCCGAAAUCGAAGGAUCCAUUCGAUGCGCUACCGAAGGGAACGUUCAACUUCGAUGACUUCAAACGUUUCUACUCCAACGAAGACGAGUCCAAAUCGGUUCCCUACUUCUGGGAAAAGUUCGAUCCGGAAAACUACUCCAUCUGGUAUGGCGAGUACAAAUACCCGGAAGAGCUGACUAAGGUCUUCAUGAGCUGCAAUCUGAUCACCGGAAUGUUCCAGCGCUUGGAUAAGAUGCGCAAACAGGCCUUCGCAUCGGUUUGCCUGUUCGGCGAGGACAACAACAGCACAAUAUCGGGCGUUUGGGUCUGGCGCGGCAAAGAGCUGGCCUUCACGCUGUCCCCGGAUUGGCAGGUGGACUACGAAGUGUACGACUGGAAACAGCUGGACCCCAAGGCGGAGGAAACCAAACAGCUAGUCGCGCAGUAUUUCUCGUGGACCGGUGCCGACAAGGGUGGCCGCAAGUUUAAUCAGGGAAAAGUCUUCAAAUAAACGCGUAGCAUCGCAGUAUCUCUCAUCUCAGCUCGCGAUCAACUAAAACUAAACAACAAAAAAACUAUACUUGAUUGAUUGAUUGAAGAAUAGGUUCAGUAGAUAAGCUUGUUCCUGUGCUCUCUGCCUUUGUCUUGUUUCUCUCGUGAACCUCGCUUCCGUGGAACGUGUGACAGGUGAUGGCGCGGCAGUAAUUUUCCUUUCUUCCCCUCCAGCAAACAGCAGCAAGACUAACAAACAGCACUAUAUGAAACGUAAACAAACAUUUUUUGUUGAAAUAAAUACUACUUAAGAUGUACCGAAA
Sabethes cyaneus is the source of this 1722-nucleotide messenger RNA. It is a transcript of the gene eEF1gamma, whose product is annotated as elongation factor 1-gamma. Gene Ontology annotation, cellular component: cytoplasm; nucleus. The transcript is spliced from 3 exons. Lineage: Eukaryota; Metazoa; Arthropoda; Insecta; Diptera; Culicidae. Gene Ontology annotation, molecular function: translation elongation factor activity. Bases 126 to 1418 code for a protein of 430 amino acids. Gene Ontology annotation, biological process: translational elongation. The record is from RefSeq and is a predicted model, not a curated record.